This is a messenger RNA of Suillus paluster, 1089 nucleotides long. RefSeq lists its product as uncharacterized. Bases 130 to 1089 code for a protein of 319 amino acids. NCBI's taxonomy places the organism in Eukaryota, Fungi, Basidiomycota, Agaricomycetes, Boletales, Suillaceae. The transcript has 2 exons. The record is from RefSeq and is a predicted model, not a curated record.
GAUGGAUAAGUACAUUUUGCCAAGACGUAACUAGACGGUUCCGGAAUCAGAUACCAGGGGUAAUUAUUUCCAGCCUAAUUAUAAGUAAGUGUGGAGUUCCAGACCCGAGCAUACGUGAGAAAUUUAUUUAUGGCUUCUUCAACACAAGAUCGCGAGGACAUGGAUGAUACUGGCUUCAUUGCACUCUCUACUCGUCUACGUCGGCGCAUAGAUAAUGCAUUCGAUAGCGCUGCUGCAAGCGCGUCAGGACCAUCAAAUCUGCCUCGAAAGAAGCGUAAGCUUGACUCAGCUCAGCCCACUAGAUUCGCUCCUGUGGAAGACGUAUCACCAGGAGGAUUCUUGAUAGAGGAUGCAGGAGGUUUUAUACUUGAUGACCGCACUCCGUCUCCAUCUCCGGAUCCAGUCUCCAUAUCACUUUCAUCUGUCCCAGCUGCGCUCCAACGUCUUGGCCUCCCUCCAGAUGAUGAAGAGGUUCUUUCUGUGUUUCAAAAUGCUGCGUCAGGCUGGGGAGCAGGCUUGGACGGAUCGAGUGAAGUCAACCGGAAGGAGUGGCGAGCUGUAUGUGCUGCUCUCCUAGAGGCAGAAGAUGGGGAAGAGAGUGAUGAUGGCAGGCCUGCUUCUGUUCAUUCCGAAACGGCAGCACUCAGUGGCCAAGAGGAAGAUGGUGGCCCGGACAGUGACGAAUAUCGCAUGUCCGUCGAUGAGGACGCCAGUGAACCAGAAGCAUCUGAUGAGGAAUCUCAAGAUGACGGACCUGCUGUUUCCAGAUCGCACAAACCCCGAAACUCAUCCGAGUCAGCGAUCACCGACGCAAGACUUGGUGCUGGUCAAUUGAGCGCGAAACAAAAGGCCGAAUGUCGAGAAGACUUCGCGAGGUUCUUUCCUGAUGUGCCUGACACUGAGCUGGACCGUCAGAAGAUCAUGAUCAAAGAUAUCACCCGCGUUGCAAAUGUGCUCAAGGAGAAGAUCAAGGCUGAGGAAAUUAUUGAAAUGCUGGAGGCAUUCACCAGUUCACCAGAUAAAUCCAUAAGUCUUCAAGACUUUGAAAGAAUGAUGAUAGCAACAAAGCUCAUAAGGUAUGGGCAAUAA